AUGACUAACGUGUCUGUCGUAGUGGGAGCGGCCAGCAACCUGGGCUAUCACGUGUUGAAGAGACUGACAAAAUCGUACAAUGGAAAAAUAUACUUUACAACAGAAGAUGAAACGGCUGGAUACAACAUAUACGAAAACUUGAAAAAGACUGGCGCUAACAUCGAAUAUUUCAGAAUGGAUGUGACGUACACGAAGAGCAUUAUAAAUUUCAGACAUCACAUACAAGACUCAGAUGAGAGGAUCGAUCUUUUGAUAAACAACACAGAUUACGUUCCAACGCAGAGGAAACUAUCGCACGCUGAAAAAGUUAGAAGAAUUAUGAGUGUUAAUUUUUAUGGAUACAUAAAUUUCGGUAAACUCGUUUAUCCAUUGUUGACUGAAAACGCUAGGGUUGUUAACGUUUCCGGACCAGCUGGACUUUUAGCUACUAUUGAAAAUGAAAAGAUAAGAAAAAGGAUAAGCGAUCCAACUCUCACUGAAGAUGAAUUAGUAGCGGUCAUACAGGAUUACGAGGAAGCUGUUAGAAAAGGCGUUGAGAAAACUGAAGGUUGGGGAUUGAAUGCUCACGCUUUCAGUAAGGUCGCAUUGAGUGCUGUCACCUUCCUUCAGCACCGCGAAUUGUCGAGUAAAGGAGUGAUAAUAAAUUGUGUCAACCCGGGAGGUGUUACUAGUCGUGAUGAUAGAAAAUCUACAAAAGUGUAUGAGGAAGGCGCCAAAGCUAUAUUAUACUUGGCCUUGGAAGCACCUUUAUCGAUAAAAGGAAACUUUGUGUGGAGCAACUAUAGUGUGAUUGAGUGGAACAGUGAUCCAUAUGUUGAAGUGACAACUGUAUAG
Melitaea cinxia (Glanville fritillary) is the source of this 834-nucleotide messenger RNA. RefSeq lists its product as uncharacterized. The record is from RefSeq and is a predicted model, not a curated record. Gene Ontology annotation, molecular function: oxidoreductase activity. Lineage: Eukaryota; Metazoa; Arthropoda; Insecta; Lepidoptera; Nymphalidae. The transcript has a single exon. Bases 1 to 834 code for a protein of 277 amino acids.